AACUCAAGUCAAGCCGCAUGCCGCCUCUAUUUUUGCAUGCCAAGCCCUUACUUGGCUUGACGUGUGCCAGAUAGCAACGAGUUUGGUUGUGUUAGCUCAUCUUCUCCUAUUCAUCCUCUUACAUUAUCCCACUCAAUCAAAAUUUCCUAAGGUUCCUCCUCUAUUGCCCCUUCCCCCCAAUCUUUCAAUUACUUCGAUGGAAUUGCCACUGUCGGCGCCGGAUUCUGGUGGCAGGACGGUAUCAUACAAGUUGGAGACAAAGAACUUGUCCUACAAACUGGGCACCAAGUUUGAUGAGUUCUCUUGGCUCUUUCACAACAAGACGCGAAACUCAAGCGCAAAGUUCAUUUUGAAGGAUGUGAAUUGUGAGGCAAGGCCGGCCGAGAUCACUGCCAUUGCUGGCCCUAGCGGGGCUGGCAAAACCACCUUGCUUGAAGUCCUAGCCGGGAAAGUUUCACUGGGCCGAGUGUCCGGGGAAGUUCUAGUUAACAAUCAGCGGAUCGAUCCCAAGAGCUUUCAGAGGCUAUCCGGUUUCGUUCCCCAAGAUGAUCCGCUGUUUCCUUCGCUGACUGUGGAGGAAACGCUCAUGUAUAGCGCACUUUUCAGGCUUCAUGGAGGCAAAAAAGAGGCUGUUGCUAGAGUGAGGGCACUAAUGAAGGAGCUUGGCUUGGAUCAUGUCGCAAGAACGAGAAUAGGUGGUAAGUCAUCCAACAGAGGGAUCUCGGGUGGGGAAAAACGUAGGGUGUCGAUUGGGGUGGAACUAGUCCAUGACCCGGCAGUGAUCUUGAUCGAUGAACCGACAUCAGGACUGGAUUCAGCCUCGGCUCUUCAUGUUGUGAAGAUGCUCAAGCUCAUGGCACUUUAUCAAGGUAAGACAAUCAUAUUAACCAUUCACCAACCUGGGCAUCGAAUCCUUGAGCUGUUUGACCGAGUUGUUUUGCUUUCGGGUGGGUUUGUUAUUCAUAAUGGUCCUCUGUCACGUCUGGAAGAGAAGCUUAGAUUCGCUGGUUUGGGCAUGCCGUGCCAUGUCAAUGUGCUUGAAUACGCCAUUGAUGGUAUAGAAUACUUGGGUGUAGAAGCUCAUAGCAACCAGCAUUUUCUCCAAGGAAACGCUAAAGAUGGUCGUGAAAACGAGGCAUCUGAAACCGGGAUUGUAUGGUCCUAUAAAGGAAAAGAGAAGCUAUUCUCGUAUCCGAACUCUUGGUUCAAAGAGAUUCUAAUACUGGGGCAAAGAUUUUGCAGAAACAUUUUCAGGACGAAGCAGCUCUUUGCCACAAGGGUAAUACAGGCCCUUGUGGCUGGGUUUGUGCUCGGCACCAUUUUCCUUAACGUCGGGGACAAUCUAGGAGAAGUUGCUCUACAAACUCGGCUCGGGUUUUUCGCCUUCAGCCUAACCUUCUUGCUCUCUUCCUCAACAGAAGGCCUACCCAUUUACCUGCAAGAAAGAAGAAUUCUGAUGAGGGAGACUUCAAGAGGAGCUUACAGAGUAUCCUCUUACGUUUUUGCAAAUAUCAUUGUCUUCCUUCCAUUUCUUUUAAUGGUGGGUUUCCUCUACUCGAUCCCGGUUUAUUGGCUGGUCGGAUUUGAGAGAAGCGCAGAUGCAUUUUUCUACUUCUCGCUCGUGGUUUGGUUGGUUCUCUUGAUGUCCAAUUCUUUCGUAGCCUGUUUCAGCGCUCUCGUGCCAAAUUUCAUCAUGGGGACGUCGAUUAUCGCUGGACUGAUGGGAUCCUUCUUCCUCUUUUCCGGUUAUUUCAUAUCAAAGGAGAGAAUCCCUAGGUACUGGAUUUUCAUGCAUUACAUGAGCUUGUUUAAGUACCCAUUUGAGUGUUUCAUACUGAAUGAAUAUGGAGAUCUGGAAGGGAGAAACAAGUGCUUGGAGUCUGAGAAUGGAGAAUGCAGCUUAUAUGGAAGUGAUUUCCUGAGACAGCAAGGAUUAAAUCAAUCAGAGAAGUGGACCAACAUAGCCGUGAUGUGCGGCUUCAUUGUCGGCUACAGGGUCCUUUGUCUUCUCAUCCUGUGGUACAGAUGCUACAGGACAAGAAACUAGUCAUAUCAAGAAGAGAUUGUUUUCUAGCCAUUCUUUCAUGUUACAAUUCCUAAACUUAUCAAUUUGUUCAUGAUAUUUGUAGCCACAUGUUGAUAUGUUGCAUAAACUUGACGUAAGUAAAAGCUUGCCUUGUAUGAUUCAAAUUAGUGCAUAAACUUGACUUGGGUUGA
This is a messenger RNA of Eucalyptus grandis, 2217 nucleotides long. Its product is annotated as ABC transporter G family member 10. NCBI's taxonomy places the organism in Eukaryota, Viridiplantae, Streptophyta, Magnoliopsida, Myrtales, Myrtaceae. Gene Ontology annotation, molecular function: ATP binding; ATP hydrolysis activity; ABC-type transporter activity. The transcript has a single exon. Bases 197 to 2047 code for a protein of 616 amino acids. Gene Ontology annotation, cellular component: membrane. The record is from RefSeq and is a predicted model, not a curated record.